AUGUCGCGGGUCUCUUCGAUGGCUAUGCCGAUCGAUUCGAUGAACAUUUGGUUGAAACCUUGGAGUAUCGGACUCCAGAGCUGCUGUCCCAAGAGCUCGUGCAGCUUUUGGAGUUCCAUUUGGCCCAGGAAGAGCCACUCUUCGGGGUGUGUGCAGAUUUGGGCUGCGGAACUGGCCUCAUGGGCCCGUACUUGCGUGAACUUGGGGUCACAUAUUUGGAGGGUGUUGACCUAUCAUCCAAGAUGCUUCAGGUCGCCAAGGAGAAGCAACGUGGCUAUGACCGACUUCUUUGUGGUGAUUUGGUGGACGUGUUCCAAAGCGAUACCAAAUUUGACCUGGUGGUGGCAGCAGACGUUUUCGUCUACGUCGGCGACCUGGCACCGGUGCUGCGCGCCUGCCACGCGCGGCUUGCGGACUGUAGGUCUGUCGUGGCCUUCAGCACUGAGGCCCCGCCGCGGAGCGGCAGUGCCAACGAGCAUGAGUCCGCUCUGGCCGAGGCCGCAAACGGCGCAAACCAGGGGAGAAUAA
Durusdinium trenchii is the source of this 528-nucleotide messenger RNA. Lineage: Eukaryota; Dinophyceae; Suessiales; Symbiodiniaceae. The record is from the annotation of a GenBank genome assembly.